This is a messenger RNA of Gekko japonicus, 1479 nucleotides long. RefSeq names its product wiskott-Aldrich syndrome protein-like. Gene Ontology annotation, biological process: actin filament organization. The transcript has 6 exons. The annotation marks the transcript as partial. The record is from RefSeq and is a predicted model, not a curated record. NCBI's taxonomy places the organism in Eukaryota, Metazoa, Chordata, Lepidosauria, Squamata, Gekkonidae. Gene Ontology annotation, molecular function: actin binding.
GCAUAUCCAGCACAUCGGUUGGGAUCCCAACAGUGGAUUUGAUGUGAAUAACUUGGAUCCUGACUUGAAAACGCUCUUCUCCCGUGCGGGAAUCAGCGAGGCCCAGCUGACUGAUGUGGAGACCUCCAAGAUUAUCUAUGACUUCAUUGAAGGCCAAGGAGGGCUGGAGGCUGUGAAGGAGGAGCUAAGAAGGGAAGGUCCGACGCAUCCCCCCCCCCCCCCCCCCCCACCACCGCCUCCUCCCCCACCGCCUCCCCCACCUCCCUUCCAGAGCUCUGGACCGUGUCCUCCACCCCCUCCCCUCCCCGGAACGCUGGGUUCCACGGGGACACCACCUCCUCUUCCUCCCUCCUCGGGGCGUGGCGCACUGCUGGAUCAAAUACGCCAAGGAAUACAACUCAAUAAGACGCCUGACACGUUGGACACUCCACCACCACCCGCCGAAAGCGAGGAAGGCCUGGUAGGGGCUCUCAUGCAUGUGAUGCAGAAGAGAUGCAAGGUCAUCCACUCCUCAGACGACGACGAAGAUAAUGGAGUUGAAGACGACGACGACGAAUGGGAGGACUGAGGGUGUCUGGCACCGAAAGCCCCCUUCCUGCAAACUGGUUGUUGUCUGAAUGGCUGUAGGCAUUUCAGUGUGUUGCUCUUUCGUCACCGGCAUCCCAAAACCCGUUUCCCUACCUCAUCUGGCAAUCUGUGCAGACUCUCUGUGAUCCAGCCGCGUACUGCUUAUUCUCUUAGGCGCACCUGGACGCCUUGGACAGUUUUAGAAUGUGAGGCUGUAACCCUAAAUCUUUUCACACCUUUGUUCUUGAAAAUACCAUAGAUAAUCUUCGGCUUCUAACUUUCUAAAGGUCAUAUUAUCUUUCAGCCAACCCCUUCAUUGCCUUUUCUUUCUCCUAGCCAUAUAAUCGUGACUUUUUUUUUUUUAAGCGGUUCCCUUUUUGAGGCCAACGCACAGGUAGGAAGAAGUCUGGAAUGUAAAGAGAAGCCCCUGUCAUAUAAGGCAACCCGUGCUUUGUUAACUCGUGCAGAAAUCCUAGCUGUCUCAAUUCUUUGCACCUUUCUUUCUUUUGCUAAGCACGUUUCCUCUUGCUUUUACCGUGGGAAAAAAGCAAUCUUCAAGCUUUAAGACGGGGAUUACCUGUUUACCUUCAAACCUGGCUAAACGCUUUGAUUGUGGCGCGAUCCCAGAGGAAGGAAGCCACAGAACCUUCCCACCGCGUUCGGUUGGUGCCAUCGUGGAGAAAUAUGUGCUGUGAAUUAAAGUAUUUUGAAUGUACCUACUGGCCAAAACAUUAGAGUCAAAAACAAUUUAGAAGAUGGCAAACCAACAAGUAGCUAUCCCAAUUACUUAUGAAUGGCCUUCAGACUCCUUCAGAGGAUUCUUUCAGUCUUUCAGUGUUCCUUCAACAACAGCACUUGUAGAAGGAACACUGAAAAAAAUAACAGAUUCCCCCAGAAAAAAGCCCUUUGGCG